UUUACACCCACCGUACUUCUCCAAAUGCCGAGCCGAGCGGCCCAUCCAAACGCCAAACCAAUCCAAAAUCCUCCCGUCUUCUUUCUCGACAGGAUGGCUUCCUCUCUUCCCUUCCUCCUCUUCCUCUUCCUCCUCCACUUCUCCACCGCCGCCUCCGAAGACAGCACUUCGCCGGCCAUCUUCCGCGCCGUCUGCGGCAAAAGUAAUACCUCCGACCCCGAGGGCUUUGACGUCCACUUCGUCGACGCCAUGGAGAAAGUCUUCCAAAACAUCACCAUAUCCGGCUUCGGCACCUCCGUCUCCGGCCCCGACUCCAAUCUCACCGUCUAUGGCCUCGGCCAGUGCUUCUCCUACCUUUCUCAUGUUAACUGCCAGCUCUGCUACGCCCAAAGCCGCGUCAAGCUCCCCCACUGCCUCCCGGCCAGCACCGGCCGUAUCUACCUCGACGGAUGUUUCCUCGAGUACGCAGACCGCGACGUCUCCCGCGAUUCCGUCGACUCCGCCGAUACCUUCGAUUGCGGGAACGCGACUUUCCCCAACGGGCCUGCUCCGGCGAAUCUGACCUCGCGCUUGGUCGGGAAUCUGACGGCGAACGCUUAUCAGAAGAAGGGUUAUUACGAGGUAGGGAGCAUCGUGAUCUCUUCGAGCCUGACGGUGUACGCGAUGGCGCAGUGUUGGUUAUCUUUGAAUUCGAGUGGAUGUAGGGCUUGUUUAGAGCAAGCGAGGGAUAAUUUGGUUGGGCGGUGUUUGCCUGCGUCUUCUUCGGAUGCCAAGGCGAUGAAUGCGGGAUGCUUCAUGAGGUACUCGACGUAUCCUUUUUAUUUGCCGGUGGAUGGCAGCGGCGGUGGAAGCUCUUCUCAUGUUUGGAUUUGGGUAGUUGUGGCUCUAACUGUUACGGUUGUUGUGUUGGCUGUGAUUGGGGGAGCUGCUUACUGGAGAUGGAGGAGGUCUCGUAAUCCUGAAGAUGAAGCUAACAGUGAGGUCAUCAGAUCCAUCUCAAAAUCUCAUCUAAGUUUCAAAUAUGAGGAUUUAUGUCAGGCAACAGACAAUUUUAGUCAAAAUAACAAGCUCGGCCAAGGGGGUUAUGGCUCGGUUUAUAAGGGGACUCUGCCCGAUGGAAGAGAAAUAGCUGUUAAGAGACUUUUCUUCAACACCCGGCAAUGGGUUGAUCAGUUCUUCAAUGAAGUCACUCUCAUCAACCAAGUUCAGCACAAAAAUCUUGUAAAGCUUCUUGGUUGCAGCGUCGAAGGGCCUGAAAGCCUUCUUGUCUACGAGUACCUCUGCAACACCAGCCUUGAUCACUACUUAUUCGAUACAUUCAAGAAGCACGAACUGGAUUGGGAAAGACGAUUUGAUAUCAUGCUUGGCACCGCAGAAGGGCUAGCUUAUCUCCAUACUGCUUCUGUUGUAAGAAUAAUUCACAGGGAUAUAAAAGCCAGCAACAUACUAUUGGAUAACAGGUUCAGGGCCAAGAUUUCUGAUUUUGGCUUAGCAAGGUACUUUGCAGAGGAUCAGAGCCAUCUCAGCACUGGCCUAGCAGGAACUUUCGGCUACAUGGCACCAGAAUACAUUGUUCAUGGGCAACUAACUGAGAAGGCAGAUAUCUACAGCUAUGGAAUUGUUGUUCUUGAAAUCAUCACUGGUCGUAAGAACCAGAACUCGAUAUCGACAUCGGCGGAAGGCCAUUCGCUCAUGCAGCAGAUAUGGCAGCAUUACAACUCUGAUACAUUGAUAAAAUUGCUGGAUUCUGAUCUUCAAGGAAAGUGCACAGAGGAAGAAGCCCUCAAUAUAUUCCAUGUGGGGCUUCUCUGUGUCCAGGCAUCUCCGGCAUUGCGACCGCCGAUGUGGAAGGUUGUGGAGAUGCUAACGAGCAGAUCAAAGGAGCUUCCUGCACCCAGCCAACCUCCAUUCAUCAACAUUAAGGGGACAGAUAGCACAAGCAGAAGUGAAAGCUCAGAGACUUCAUACCUGCUUUCUUCCUCAGUUAAGUCUCUUGAUUCUGGGCAGGCUUCAGUCAAUCAGGUAUCAGUCAGUAUUUUUCAGGGCAGGUAAUAGAUUUGGCUCACCGUUUCCUUAGCAACUUGGUUAAGGAUUCUUUCAUUUUUGCCCCUUUUUUCUAAAAUUGCGACAGCAUAGAUGAAAAUGCUCCUAAUCUUCUUUGCAUACACUACAAAAAGGAACUUGAGAAACAUGUAUAGAUGUCUGUAUUACAUAUGAGAAACAUGUAAGAUUUUGGAAAAAAAUAACUCGAGAAACCUGUAUAGAUGUUUGUAUUAGAGGUGAGAAAUAUGUUAGGCUUUGGAAAAAAAGAAGACUUGAGAAACAUGUACAGUGUUUGUAUUAGAUAUGAUUUCACUCCCUUUUUUUUCAGAUGGUGAGUACAGUGAUUAUUUUCUGCA
Molecule: messenger RNA, 2399 nt
Organism: Dendrobium catenatum
Lineage: Eukaryota; Viridiplantae; Streptophyta; Magnoliopsida; Asparagales; Orchidaceae
Product: cysteine-rich receptor-like protein kinase 2
Exons: 7
Coding region: 25-2052 (675 amino acids)
Biological process (GO): protein phosphorylation
Molecular function (GO): protein kinase activity; ATP binding
Source: RefSeq, a predicted model, not a curated record